Molecule: messenger RNA, 4515 nt
Organism: Tupaia belangeri chinensis (Chinese tree shrew)
Lineage: Eukaryota; Metazoa; Chordata; Mammalia; Scandentia; Tupaiidae
Gene: ZNF280B
Product: zinc finger protein 280B
Exons: 1
Coding region: 63-1685 (540 amino acids)
Biological process (GO): regulation of DNA-templated transcription
Molecular function (GO): DNA-binding transcription factor activity, RNA polymerase II-specific; RNA polymerase II cis-regulatory region sequence-specific DNA binding
Source: RefSeq, a predicted model, not a curated record
AGUUUAUAUAAAGGAAGCACUGGGACUUGUGGCCACAUUGUUCAAGAAAAGAAAAUUAGAAAAUGGAACAACCAUCUGUGUUAUCUCAGAAGGAACAAGAGAAAGAACCACAGAAGUGCAUAAAAGAACCCAAACAAGUAGAAGAUGAAGAUGCCGAAUUGAUCUUUGUCGGGGUGGAACAUGUCGAUGAAGAUGCGGAGCUGAUCUUUGUUGGGGUAACUUCAAAUUCAAAACCAGCUGUUUCAACCAUUUUGAACAGAGUCACCCCAGGUUCAUGUUCAAGGAGAAAAAAGAAUGAUCACCUUAGGAAAGAUGCUGCUUACAAGUUGCCGCUUACGAAUCAUGUUACCCCUACAUCAGAAACAGUGACCGUCUUGCCAGCAUCCCAGUCUGAAUUAAGAUCAACACACAGUCCUAUUAUUAUUGAGCCUUUAUCUAAACCCGAUUAUAAAAAUAAUUCACACGUGCCUAAUAGUUCUUCAGAGUUAUGUUCUCCUUUAGUUACAUGCACAAAUUCAUUGCCUCGUCCAGUAAAAGCAGCACUUUCAGUAGGAAAUAAGAAUGAAAGUUCCUGUGUAUCAAAACAGCUUUCCACUUCUGAAGUAAAUAGCAUGAAUGCCAAAAGACCUAAACUCAGUGAUGGAAUCUUAGGGGGAUGUCCUUCAGCUUUGUCCCCUUCAGGUAUCUUUCAUGCAGUGAAUACUGAGCAAAGCACACCCUCAGGUGGUGAUGAUACCUCAUUAAGCCACGUUCAGAGCAGAGCAGCUAUUCCAAAGGACGGUACCUAUCUAAAACCUAUAAAUACAGAUCUUGAUAGGAAAAGUGAAUUGGCACAAACAGACUUGUCAAGUUCAGCAAGUCAAAAUAAGACCUUUGAUCCCACGAAAGGAAAUCUGAUCGUGCUACUUAGUGACUUUUACUAUGGACAGCAUAGAGGAGAUGGGCAACCAGAACAGAAGACUCAUGCGACCUUUAAAUGCCUCAGCUGCUUGAAAGUUCUAAAAAAUGUGAAGUUUAUGAAUCACGUGAAGCACCAUUUGGAACUUGAGAAGCAGAGGGGUGACAGCUGGGAAAACCAUACCAUCUGUCAGCACUGCCACCGGCAGUUUCCCACCCCCUUUCAGCUGCAGUGUCACAUCGACAGUGUGCACACUCCCCAGGAGCCCUCUACUAUCUGCAAAAUCUGUGAAUUGUCAUUUGAAACAGAUCAGGUUCUCUUACAACAUAUGAAGGAUAAUCAUAAGCCCGGAGAAAUGCCCUACGUCUGCCAGGUUUGCAGUUAUAGAUCGUCGGCCUUUGCUGAUGUCGAAACACACUUUAGAACAUGCCAUGAAAACACUAAGAACUUGCUUUGUCCGUUUUGUCUCAGAAUUUUCAAAACUGCAACACCAUACAUGUGUCAUUACAGGGGGCAUUGGGAAAAGAACAUUCAUCAGUGUUCUAAAUGUCGGUUACAGUUUUUAACAUUCAAGGAGAAAAUGGAACACAAGACCCAGUGUCAUCAAAUGUUUAGGAAGCCUAAGCAACUAGAAGGAUUGCCUCCUGAAACAAAAGUUGUUAUUCAAGUGUCACUGGAACCUCUUCAAUCAGAGUCAGUGGAAGUGGCAUCUGUUACUGUGAGCACAUCUGACUCUGAUGUAUCACCCCCUAGGUCUAAAGGUAGAAUUUCAAAAAAUCCCCAUUAAUUCUACUUUCUACUUAUUUAAAAUUUCACUAUUAAGUCUGGUCAGACUGGAAUUGCUUUAUGUGGCCUGGCCCAUUUGCUGCUGAAUUCCCAGAAGUGCCUGUGCUGUGUGUAAAAUAACCUGGUUCUGCAAGCCUGACUGUGGGUUUGAGGGGAGACGCUGUGGCAGGAAUGGGGACUAUGAAGAUUGGAGGUUAGUCAAGAAAGAGCAGUGACUCUUUGUCCUACUUUGAGGGAUAGGCACAUGUUCACACUGGCCUUGGAGCCAAGGCACAAAGAACAGUGCCUCAGUGUCUUCACCUAAUCCAAGGAUGUAUGAGGAGGCAAAACCAUUUGAAGUAAAAUACUUGUGUGGUUUAGGUUCCCUGGAGACAUUAAACAGCCACUGUGUAGUGUUGGCUUCAAGUGAAGAAGCAGUGGUAAUUAAUAGAAUGGGGCCUGGUGCCAGUGGGCUUCUUGAUGAGUGAUCUAAAGUGGAAUUGAAUUCCUUCCCUCCAUUCUGCCUUAUGGUUAACCUUUACUGGAGAAUGAACUGGCCAUAUCCCUCUUACCCACAGCAGUAAAGGAAGUAAGGUUCCCAAGAGAAAGAAGCCUUAAACAUCUACAGUUUAAAGUGUACUGGACUAUGGUUUUAUUUGCAGGCGCCAAACACAGUAUCUGUCUAGUUCAUGGACAGGCCUAAAUUUAGUUCUCCCACUGUUAAGCUGGAAUGGGGGCUUGACCAAGAACAGUAGGUACAGUGGACAAAAAUAGCACAGGGUGACUGACUAAAAUUAAACAGGGUGUUUCCUUAUUUUUUCUGUGCACUGUAUCUUACCCUAAUUGAACAUGCAAAGCUUGCAGUUCAUUUCUUGCCUUGGGCAUGAAUAUAUUACAGUUAGCAGUUAACUCUUGUAUGUAUAAUUUCCCAAAGAUCACAUUAAUACAAUUUGGGUUUUAACUUGACAUGUUACAUUGUGCAAGAAAUGUCCCAUUUAUUUCAACAACUAGGAUGUCUUAGAGUUACUAUCCUUUAUCUAAAUAUAUCCUGCUGUGUAAUCUGUUACUAUACUAUGGGGGAACCUAUUUUCCUUGCUCCCCUUCAAUAACUCAUAGAGUUGUGGAGUAACUCCUAGUAUUGGUUCCUGAACCUUAGCAACCUUGGCUGCUUCUGUGGGUUUUCAAGGUUCUUUUUCUGGGCAUAUUGUAGUGCCGUCAUUCCUUGCUCCUGUACCCCUGUCCCAGAUAACCAGUAUCACCAGUAUUCACCAGUCAAGGAAUCUAGCAUCUCGUCUGUAGGCUUGGGUCUAGAGAAAACACUUUCUUUGCUUUUGUUUUUCUCCAUAAAGGUACCUUACUUUUCACUCCUUUCUUCUCUUCCCAAUCUACUUAAAAUUUUUCUAAGCUUUCACAAAGAGGAAGAGAGGAUCAUCCAUCGCUUGACAUCCCUUUUAGAACUUGGGAAGGAGGGACUACAGACAACAAAGAUGCUAUGAAUAGAUUCUGUCGUAUUUAUUUGCUUAGUGAUUGAUUGGUUUACAUCUUGGCAUAUUUUACUAGACCUGAAUGUUUGCUUGGGCGAAGGCCCUUUGCUAAAACUUUGUCAGCCUGAACUCUUUCUUUAGGUGUGUUGUGUGUGUGUGUGUGUGUGUGUGUGUGUGUGUGUGUGUGUGUUCUAUCCUGGUCUCAGGUGGAAACUCCUGCUAUUUAAAUACAUCUGUAGACUAUUGCAUACUUAGCACUCUUUAUUAUGUUGCUAUGAUAAAAGUAAGAAACGUUUUAGUUGUAUGUUUUUGUGAUUACUUAAUAUAUUGUCUCAACACUAGGGGCCAGCUGGUUGUGUCGUGGAUGAGGCACUGGACUCUCGUAUGGCUGACCACAGUUCGAGUCUCAGUGGCUUGCUUUCUCACUUUCCCUCUUUCUUUGUCACUGGUGAGGGUUUACGUCCUAUAGAAAACUUAAAUAAUAAAAUUCUGAAGUAAUUUUAAAAAUAUUUUCAACACUAGUAUAGUUUCACUAAAGAUGCUCCUUAGUUGUACAAAUUUUUAUUUAUUGUCAACUACAGGUUCUAGUGAUCUGGCCCCUGCCUACCUCCUGCCUUCCAUUCUCUGUGAUGCUUCUCUAUCAUUUCUCCCACUGUUGUACUAUUUGGACACAUGGGCCUUGCUACUCCCCAAACAAAUCACAUUUCUUCCCUAUCCCGAGUCUUUGCACAUGUCAUUCUCUUUCUUAGAAUGUUCUCUAUGCCUGCAUGACUUGCUACCUCAAUUGUUUGACACUUUCUUUGGCUCAUUGAGCUUCACCAAGGUUUUUAGAAUGACACAAUGAAAUGUUUUUGUUUUUUUAAACCUUACCUUCUCUUCCUUAAAGGCACUUUACCUCUCUCCACCCCUUUCUUCCCUCUCCAGUCUAGUUCAGUUUCCCAGCUAGAUUGGAAAUACCAUCAUCAAGGGCUUCGCUUUUCUGUAAGAACUGAGCUAGCUUGAGUCAGUAUUUGUGCCUGCAAUAAAAGAAAAUUAAUAGAGUUAGUUGAGUCCUUUUAACAGCUUUCUCUGCUUUUCUAUUGAUACCUCUAUAUUUUUGUAUGGCAAUGUCACUUUUUCUUGUUUACAAACAUAUUGAAUAUCUGUCCAGAUUACUAUUUUGUUAUUACCUUUUGUGAAUUCCCGUGUCUAUUUUGCUUGCUUGUUCUUCCAGACGAAACUUUAUUAAUGUUGCCAAAAAUUGUACGUAAAAUACCUUGUGUGGAUUUCCUUGCCUAUUUUGCUUGCUUGUUCUUCAGAUGAAACUUUACUUCAUUAAUGUUGCCAAAAAUUGUAAGUAAAAUAGCAGUUGUAGUAAUAAAAUGUUUU